Molecule: messenger RNA, 1676 nt
Organism: Phacochoerus africanus (Common warthog)
Lineage: Eukaryota; Metazoa; Chordata; Mammalia; Artiodactyla; Suidae
Gene: PRR22
Product: proline rich 22
Exons: 2
Coding region: 211-1656 (481 amino acids)
Source: RefSeq, a predicted model, not a curated record
GAGGCUUCAGUCCCCAAGGCUUGGACGGCACUGAGGGGCCGGGCAGCCAGCCUGGUCCCACCUGCACGGAGCCUCUUCCCACUAUGGGUUCCUCCAACCUGUAUCACCCCUCAAACCCGGAGAAAGAGGUGUUUCCGGCCCCUCCAGCAGGUACCAACCUUGAUGUCCGGGGAGUGGGCAGGUCUGUCUUGCCCCCACCCAUGUUUCUAGAUGGCUCCCCCUUCCGAAGGCAGGACCUGUGUCUUAUUUCCCAACGGGGCCCCUGGACCGAGGCCUGUGUUCCUCUUCCCCUAUAUGGGGCUUUGCAGACAGGGCCUAUGUCCCUUGUCCUCCCAAAGCCAGGCCUGUUUCCCCAGCCCCCAGUCAGGCCUGCAAAUCGAAGCCCAGGGCCCCUGGCCCCUAGACAGGUCCCCAGAGGCAAAGGCUAUGUCCCUGUCCAGGUGGGCCCCAAAGUUGGUCUGUGUGCUCUGUCUGCCACGUGUGCCCCAGGGUUUGGGCCCCCCAGCACCCCCACGGCAGGUCCCAGGACUGCUUCUCUCAGGGCCGCCCUCCCCGGCCACAGGUUUCCAGAUGGCGCCCUGCGGGUGCUUCUUUGACCCCCGCAUCUACCGAAUCGAGUGGGCCGCCACCGACUUCGGCCAGUCGUCCUUGUACAAGCUGGCGGCAGUAGGCGGCGGGGGGCCUGCUGGGGGCCCCGCCUCGCCCAGCACCUACCUCCUGGAGCCCCAGCACUACCUCAAGGCCCCAGGGCCGCCUCCGCUGCCCCCGCCCUACCCCCACUACCAGCCACUGCUGCCAGGGGGCCCCCAGUACCUCCUGCCCUACUUCCCAGAGGGGCCUGGGCCUGAGGCCCUGGGCUUCAUGGGGGAUGGGGGGCCCCCCACCUUCGUUGAGCUGCCUCCUCCCUUGAUCAAGGAAGGCCCGGCACCCCCACUGCCCCCCAAGGAGAGCAAACUGCCCCCACUGCUCAUCACGCUGCCCGCCGAGGCCCCGCUGCCCGCUGGUCCCUACAGCCACCUCAAGGGCCGCCUGAGCCAGCUGCAGGGGCCCAGCGAGCCCCCCGCCUUCCCCACCAAGGAGCCACCACCCAGCCCGCUGCUGUACCCACCAGGCCCCGCUGAGCCCAGGGCGCCCGAAGCUGAGGCGGCCCCGCUGGGGGCGGGUGAGGCCAGGACCUCCGAGGCGACCAAGGCCUUCACCCUGCCUGAGAAGGUGCUGCUCGAGGAUGCCAUGAAGCUCUUUGACUGCCUCCCGGGUGGUGCCGAGCCGGAUGGGGCCCCUCACAAGGCCCCCGGGCCCACCCUGCCUGACAGCGGGGGCGGUGGGGACGACUCCUCUGGUGACAUCCGCUCGCUACACCUGCCCGACGAGUUGCUGUCCUUCGACUACAGUGUACCCGAAAUCCUGGACACCGUGUCCAACGUGGACUAUUUUUUCAACUUCAAGGCGCUGGACGAGGAGCCACCACCGCAACCGGGCCCCCCGGCUGCCACCGCCGUGGCCCCCGCACUGCGAUCUGAGCCCCCUGGCAAGAGAAAGGCUGGCACCUCGACCUCCAAGAAGGGGAGGCAGGGUGGCAAGGGCAGGCAGGCUGCUGGCCUGGCCAGCGUUGCCCCCUCAGGGUCCAGGCAGGACCUGGGAGCCGCGCCUCAUUAAAGGAGAUUUGACCUCUCAAA